Lacerta agilis (Sand lizard) is the source of this 5631-nucleotide messenger RNA. It is a transcript of the gene EXPH5, whose product is annotated as exophilin 5. Gene Ontology annotation, molecular function: small GTPase binding. Lineage: Eukaryota; Metazoa; Chordata; Lepidosauria; Squamata; Lacertidae. The record is from RefSeq and is a predicted model, not a curated record. The transcript is spliced from 6 exons. The coding region runs from base 379 to 5622 and encodes 1747 amino acids. Gene Ontology annotation, cellular component: endosome. Gene Ontology annotation, biological process: intracellular protein transport; multivesicular body sorting pathway; positive regulation of exocytosis.
AACCCCUCAGCCGCCUUGGGGAAGGGAGAGCCCGCCUCCCUGCAAACAAGGGAUUGGCACGUUCCCUCCCUUCGGCCCCGGGCGGCCUCGCCUGGAUUAGCCGAGCGGGGAAGUCAGUCACCCGGAGGCGCUGCGGGAGCCUCUCCCGGAGGUGUGCGCGCCGCGCGCCUCGCACCUGCGCGCCGCCCCGUCGCUGCAACCUGUUUAGCUUUGCCCCGUCCGAAGGGCAGGAAGGGCGCCGCUGCCGGCGCGGGAGCCUCACCUGGCCGGCGAGGCGGGGGCUUGCCAGGUGUUUGGUGUGGGGGGCGAUGCUGUGGGCGCAUUGCAGGCGGCUAAGGGUCAUCGGCCCCGGCUGACCACCGCAGCGCCGGAUCCACGAUGAACAGGGAGCCUCGCCGGGUAGAUCUCAGCUUCUUGAACGAGGAAGAAGCCAAGCAGAUCUUCCGAGUGCUGGAGCGGGACUCGCAGCUCAAAAGGGCCGAGAAGGAGAGGAUCAGCAAACUUCAUAAGGAAAAGGAAGAUGCAACAGGAGUACCAGGGGUGACCGGAGACUGGUUUGAAGAAAUCCAGAAGAGAAAAUUUCAGAAUGAGGCUGAUGCUGGCAAAAUGUUCAAACCACCCCUAGUUCACAGACUGCGAAAGUCCGUCGGAAAUGAUGCAAAACCCUCUGCCCCGCUGAUCCCACAAACCCAGAAGAAUGCCUCCCCUUCCAUCCUGGGAGGGCUGCGUAUGCCUUUUGCAUCUCUCUUCUCCUCCUUCAGGAAAUCUAAACGGCAGCAUUCAAAGCCUCUGCAAAAGCAGCUGCAACACCCUCCACGAUAUGACCCCUUUGCUGCGGGCUCCCACAUGUCUUCCAAGGUGGAGGAAAUGGCAACGAUUGAAACAUGUGACAGCCCUUUGCCCUCUGAACUGGCAAAUCAGGGUCUGGAUGCAAACCAAGCCGAGAUGACAGAUGACAGCACAUGUACAUGGAACGAGCAGCUGGAAAAUGAGCUCUUACGAGUCCUGGGGAGUCUGGAUGACCAGCUGGCACAGGAACAAUCCCGAGGAGAAGCAGGGAACAGGAGGACCCCAGCCAACUCUGGUUCCAGAGCGCCAGACACUGAUCCCUAUUCAGCUUUUACUCGACCGGGUUUCCUUGGAGGGGUGCAGAGAAAUGAACGGAGCAUGUUUUUGUCAGAUGGGACAAGGACGCUGCGAGCCACUGAUGAACAGAAAGCUUUAUUCAGGCCAAGGGUGCCGUGUGAUACAUAUACGAAAAGGCAGCAUGCGAAGGACGGCACAUACGGGGAUGUUUAUGGCAGAAGCUCCCCUGUCUUGAAGAGAGUGAAUUCUACUCGCUCCCUGGGACAUUCCUCAGAAGGCAGCUUGCAUCUCCCUCCGGGACAACGCAACAGUGGAUUUUGGCACAAGGACUUCACGCCCAGAAAUUCGGUUGGCAGGAGUUACUCGCUGUCUUGCCUUGCAAGGCGCCCGUCUUUCACGUCUGUGGACCAGCUUUCCGCAGCGAGCCCGCAACACCCUCUGGAAGGCAACAGAGUCUUUGCACCAAGGAACUAUCGCCAGCAUCCCAGGCGGACUCCCCUGUCGUCUAUUGUAUGGAAUACACCGCCACCUUCAGAGCAUCCUGUAUACCCAGACGGGCUUCUUAGGACGCAGUCGUUAAUGGAGUUUGGCCCAGUGUUUGAGGACACGUACCCUUGUUCUCUGCAGAAGGACACAAGAUACGGAUUUUACAGAACAAAAGUAAAUUACAGAAGAGCAGUGCCAGUUAUGAGCAAUCCCGUUUUUGCGGACAAACAUACAGACCUGCUGGGGUUUGACAACCGGGAGAAUUUUUUGUUGCAUCAGCUGGGAAUGAGCGCUUCAAAGCCCCGCUAUAGAUACCCAUCCUUUCAUGGCAGGAUGGGCCUCCCCCGCAAGAGUUUUCCUUCUGGAAGAAUAGAGGAGAGGCUUCUUAUGCCCACUGACCACCAUUAUUACAACAACGAAGUCUUUGUCGGCCCUGAUGCUGACGUGGAAAGGAUUCCGCCGAAUCCCAGAAAUUGGCAUGGUGCCUAUGCGAAAAAAAUGGGCUUGCCGCCGCGGGGUGAGAGGGAUGCUCAGAGCCGUGUAUCGGAUUACGUCAGGAGGCACAUGGAUCGUUCAGAAGGUGUACGAAACAAACCGUUUGCACAGCAUGCAGAGGGUGUGCAGAGCUGUCCAGCACUUGAUUUAUCCGUCCGAAAUGGCCAAACGGAAUAUGCAGCACAAAGACAAAAUCCUUUCAUUAGAGCUGGACAAGCUUCCUCAAAGGCUUUGGCUAAGCACUUUGAAACCAAGAGAAACUUUAAAGCAGAAGUGCAGAGUGGUGCUGACCGGAUGGACAAAAUGGACAGCGGAGGCGACAGUGAAGCAACAUUAAGAGUAAUUUCUGAUCCGGUAGACACACAUAGUCCCGCUGAUUCUUUGAUGCCUCUUUGUAAGAACUCUUCUGCAGUUGACCCACAAAGCUGCACAUCUCUUAAACCACCUUACUUACUGUGUUCAAAGUCAGAUUCCAUAACAGAUACCGGAAACAGUUAUUUAUCAAACAUUCACAACAGAACUGGACGAAGAAAUGAAGGCAAUUGUGCCAUAAAUAGUGAUCUCGAUCAAACGACUCCCCCUCAGUUAACUGCCAGCAACCCAAGGACAUCAAUUCUUCAUCUCUUGGAACGAGAGGGGCAUGGUGUGGAAAGCUUAGGAGCUCUCACACCCAACAAAACGCCUGGGAAUAUUUGUUUGUCUGCUUUGAGCAGAGGCCCAAAAGUGCUUGUUGAAGAUGAAUUGCCAUAUUCUCGCACUGAAGAUUUCAACAAGUGCAAUAGGUUUGUUAAACACACAACUAGCAAUAGCGUCACUGGCUCUCCCAGUAACAGCCCUCCCAAAUCUCCUGUAACAUAUUGCACCUUACCUAGAAAAUCUGCCAGUAUUGAUGGUAGUAUUGUAUCGGAGAAACCUAUCUCUUCUCCUGCAAGGCAAAUCUUAUUUAAAAACAACAGAGCUUUGGGAGAUAAUUUAGAAUCCAUUGCAUCGAAUAGAAUGGGGGGGAAAUUUCCAAAUCAGAGAGCUAAAAGCUUCUUGCUAAAUUCAGCCCGUUCUCCCUUAAGUCCAUCACCAAAGGAUGUCUCCUGUAAUCUUUCACCAGCUAAAGGCAAUCCUUCACUGAUAACCCAAGAGCCUAGCAAAUCUGUCGGUUCUAAUAACGCCAAGGGGAGAAGCACCAUCGUACAGAGUCCAGACAAAACUGAAAUUUCUGUGCUUUCUGAAUGUGAGGGAACUGAUGCAGGAAAUCCCUUAAAGCAGUACAAAACUACCAGCACACUUACAGUUAGCAUUGAGGAAGAUAAUGUAAAAUAUCACGAGUUGAUUUCGGUUUACUACACCUUACCACGGAAACAGUCGAGAACGCUGAGCAACCUCUUUCUAGAUGAUAACCAGAGCACAGACUCUUCCCCGCCCAAAGGCAAAUUUGAGCUUCCGCAGAAGAAAUAUGAAGUCCGUAUUGGUUUAGGGACAGUGGCUUUUCCUUCCAGCUUAGAAAAAGAAGGAAAAGCAGAUUCUCCUGGCAAAAUGGCUGCCACACCUGAUUUGUCGCAGAACGCAAAAACUUCUGAUGAUGCUAAUAAAGAAGAUUGCUAUCGUGUCACGGAAAGAGCAGGUGCUUCUCUAAGUAUGCUGCAUAAUAGGGAAGGAGUGUUAGGCCCUCCAGCAGAAACGCCAGACCUUGCAUUUUCCAACAGGGUAGUCUCACAUGGAUCUUCAGGUGACCUGAAACCUGGUGAAACCACGAAUGAAUCUGUUAGUGCUACUACCAGCAGACAGUGCAAGGUGCAUAUUUUCAAGUUUCCCUCUCAACUGCAGAAAGAGUCAAAAGUUGACUCAUCAUUAAGCCACAGCUCAUCAAAUACCACAGACAUUAGACAAGAUGUAGAGGUCAAAGGAAGGUCUUGUUAUAGAGGCCCUAGUAUUUCCAAAAAGGGCAAUGAAUUGCAGUCGAGAGGUGAAAACAUUGGGAGCAGCACAGAUGAAGCAUUCAUUUCAGAGGCCAAGGUGCAUUCUAAGUUCCAGAACCAAACAUUACAACUUGACGCAACUUCCACAGUUGAUCCAGCACUCCAACCAAACCAGAAUUCUUUAGAGUAUGCAAAGAAACAAAAGGAGAUGCUUCGGAAUUCUCUGCUACGCAAAGAUUACACAAAUGCACAGAGAACGGUGAGAAACUCUGCAGAUAACUCUAAAGAUCAGGCUGCAGGUACUGCACAGGAUCUGCCUGACUCUUCAGAGACUGAAAAUAAGCUUAUCUUGGAUUCCACUAAAGAUAAAGCUAGCGACAUAGAAAAAAGGAAAAACAGGCCCUCCAUUAAAAACAAGCUGGCAGCCAUGUACAAAACAAGUCGAAAGUUUUCCAGCAAGAAAAGCUCAAGUCCCAAGCCACACAUAAGUAACAUCUUUUCACAGAACAACGCUCCGUUGGAGAUCAGCCACCCUCAUAGUAUGUUGAUUUCACCUGAUGUUCCUCCAUCACUUCUCCAAGCAGGAAAUGAGAACCAGAAUAGGAACCCUCUGGCUGAUGAAUUUGACAACAUGGUGCUGGACAAGUCCGACAGUAAGAAACCUCAAACUAACGAGGGUCCCCCAUUGCUUACCAAUGAGGUUAGAAGACCUUUUACAAACUUGUGCAACCAAAAAAGAGAGAACCCCAGAAUUGCGACCCCACAGAAUUCUACAGCCUUGUUUCCAAAAGGAAGUAUGUCCACAACAAGUAGUAAUUUCCAAACAGAUGAUAGACUGGAAAAUAUUAGUUGUUCCGUCCCCUCCAAAAUUAUAUUUGCAGAUUCAAAGCAAAUGGAAAAGGAUGUUGUUAAUGUUGGCGAGCAUUUGUUUUUCCCACUUUCAUCUGAUAAUACCUCAAACAUUCUUAACAAAAGUUAUUCAAAGAUCUGUCCGUCGCAAAAGAUGACCUCCCCUACAGAAUAUGACCACCAUCCAAACAUCAAGGAGCCAAACAGGUUGAGAAAGCUAAGCCGACCCUACAUUGAACCAGUCCUAUAUCCCAGCAAAGCUCAACGCGAACGGCAUUUUUCUGAAAGUUCCUAUACUCGGGCGCCCUGUGAUCGCCUGGCCUCCAGGAGCAACUUGAUAAGCCAUGGCAGUAGGUACAAUCGGAAGUUCAAAUCCCACUCUGAACUGUUGUCUUGUGAUGAAAAUGAGAACUGGGAGACAGAAAACGAAAGCUACAAGACCUUUGGUUCCAGGCGUGUGUUGUACCCAUCAAUUGAGUUUGGCAUUUUUGGGAAAGAGCAGCAGCAGGCUUUCUUGGAUAACAUAAAGAGGUCACUCACAGAGGGACGGUUGUGGAGUCCGUGUCUUCUGAAGAACUCUAGUUCUCCGAGGAAGGAAGAGGAUUGUUCCUUGAACAGAUCACAUCUGCUGAGCGCCAGUUCUGCUGAUAAAAACACAUCAGCAGGAGACUCGCGCCCAAAUAAGCCGGUUGAUGUCCACGGAGAAGACCCUACAGAUUAUUCAGAUUCAGACUCCAGCACCACUACAGAUGAUGAAUACUACCUGGAUGAGAACGAUAAGGAGUCAGAACUCUGAGGCACAAUG